Molecule: messenger RNA, 2533 nt
Organism: Nematolebias whitei (Rio pearlfish)
Lineage: Eukaryota; Metazoa; Chordata; Actinopteri; Cyprinodontiformes; Rivulidae
Gene: slc4a11
Product: solute carrier family 4 member 11
Exons: 20
Coding region: 53-2533 (826 amino acids)
Biological process (GO): monoatomic ion homeostasis; monoatomic anion transport; transmembrane transport
Cellular component (GO): plasma membrane; basolateral plasma membrane
Molecular function (GO): solute:inorganic anion antiporter activity
Source: RefSeq, a predicted model, not a curated record
GGAGAGCAACAAAGUUCUUCAUUUCGUGCCUUCCGAGGCUCCUCCAUCUGGGAUGUCCAAGAACGGAUACUUUUUUCAAGAAAUGGAGCAGCGGGAGGCGGAGCAAGAGGAGGGCAGCGAGGGUCGAGAGGAGGGACAGGACCUACCGAUCUCCUGCGGAGACGACAUCCACCUCUACGACAACCAGAUCAGCCCUGGAACAGAUGCCGACGACUCUGGCUGUGUGUUGCUGAACACAUCAAGAAGGUACGUGAAGCUCAUGAACUUUGAGGAGGAGGUCCGGGCUCACCGGGACCUGGACGGCUUCCUGGCCAGGGCGAGCAUACUGCUGGACGAGACGGCCGCUUCGCUGGACGACGUCCUGAAGAGAAUGCUGCACCACGUGGGCCAGGACAGCCUGGUCUGUGAGCCCAGCUGCAACUUUGAGGAGGUGAUGAGCAUGCUUUUCACAGACGCAGGCGCUCAGGAGGUGAACGUCCACCUGCUGUCGGAGACGAUCCAGGGCGUGACGGCCACGGCCACCGGGGUCCAGUACCAGCAGUCCUGGCUCUGCAUCCUCUGCAACGUGAAGCAUCUUCAGAGGCGCCACGUGUGCAUCUCCCGCCUGGAGAGGCCGCAGAACUGGGGGGAGAACUGCUGCGAGGUCCGCUACGUCAUCCUGAUACUCGCCCCCUCCAAAAUGAAAAGUACCAAGACAGCGAUGGAGCUUGGCAGGACGUUCGGCACACUCUUCUCUGACAUCUCGUUCAGACAGAAGCUCCUGGAGACGAAGACGCAGGAGGAGUUCAAGGAGGCUCUGGUUUUCCAGAGACAUCAGCUCACAGCAGUCAACCAGCAGCCGGUGGUUCUGGGGAAGAAGGAGACGGUUCCUCGGAGUCACAGACCUCUCAAGUGUAAAGAUUUCUUCAGAGCUGGCCGGGGGAUUUAUGAGGACUUGUGCCGCAGACUGCCUUUCUACCCUUCUGACUUCACAGAUGGUGUAGUCGGCAGUAAUAAAACCCUGCUGAAGUACAUGACCACGGCCAUCUUUCUCUACAUCGCCAUCCUCCUUCCUGCCAUCGCUUUCGGCUCUCUCAAUGACGAGAGCACCCGAGGUGAAAUCGAUGUUCGGAAGACAAUCGUUGGCCAAAGCAUCGGUGGGGUCAUCUACUCGCUGUUCGCCGGUUCUCCUUUAGUCAUUCCUCUGACCACAGCGCCGCUCGCCAUCUUCAUCAGCGUGAUCCGAGGAAUUUGUGAUGACUACAACCUAGAUUUUCCAGCUUUCUACGCCUGCAUCGGUUUAUGGAACUGCCUCUUCCUCAUCCUGGGAGGGCUCUUCAACGUCAGCCUGCUCAUGAAGCUCUUCAAAAGGUCCACAGAGGAGGUUAUUGCUCUCUUCAUAUCCAUUGCGUUUGUAGUCGAUGCUGUGAAGGGCACCGUAAAAAUUUUUUACAGGUACUACCACGUUCCAACUCCAGCAAAUGGAAGCACGGAGUACUUUCCUCAGGGUGGAGAUCUGCUGGGGGGGAACAGGAGUGAGGUGAUAGUCGGGUCAGUGUUCGGUGCGCUCCCCGAGUCCCUCGUCCAGUGCACUCGAGAGAGGCCCGUCCUUUGCCUCCUGCUGAUGCUCGGGACGUUGUGGAUGGGCUAUACUCUGUACCAGUUCAAACGAAGUCCGUUCCUGCACGCCAAAGUCCGAGAGGUUCUGUCGGACUGCGCCCUGCCCAUCUCCGUGCUCCUCUUCUCCUUCAUCGGAUCCUACCUGUUCAGUGACAUUGAGCUUCCGGUGUUUAAAGUUCACGACCGGCCGAUCUUCAACCUGGCUCCGUUCGAGCGGCUGUCAGCCCUGAACAUUGUCAGCGCCAUGGGACUGGGCUUCCUCCUGGCUCUGCUCAUCUUCAUCGACCAGAACAUUGUGGUUUCUCUCACCAACGCCCCGGAGAACAGGUUGCUGAAAGGCACGGCGUACCACUGGGACCUGAUGCUUUCGGGGCUCAUCAACAUCCUGAUGUCGGUGCUGGGGUUGCCUUGGAUGCACGCCGCUUUCCCCCACUCCACCCUCCACGUGCGCCAGCUGGCCUUUGUGGAGCAGCGGGUGGAGGGGGGGCACCUCUACGAGACCAUCGUCCAGGUGAAGGAGACCCGCCUGACGUCUCUGGCUGCCAACAUCUUCAUCGGCGUGUCUGUCAUGCUGCUGCCCGUCCCGCUGCAGUGGAUCCCCAAACCGGUCCUGUACGGCCUCUUCCUCUACAUCGCCCUCACCUCCAUUGACGGGAACCAGAUGUGUGACCGCAUGGCUCUCCUCCUGAAGGAGCAGACCUCCUACCCGCCCACCCACUACAUCCGCAAAGUGCCCCAGAGGAAGAUCCACUACUUCACCUUCCUGCAGAUGGUGCAGCUGCUGGUGCUCUGCACCUUCGGCAUGUACCCAAUCCCCUACAUGAAGAUGAUCUUCCCUCUGGUCAUGGUCCUUCUGAUCCCCGUCAGGAACAACGUACUUCCUCACGUCAUUGAGGCCAAAUAUUUGGACAUCAUGGACGCCCAACACAUGUAG